AUGGCUACGAGUACUGCUGUUAAUUCAACAGGACAACCUCGAGAACUUUGCCGAUAUUUUCUUUCCAAUGCAUGCCGUUACGGUGACAAAUGUUUUUAUUCACAUGAUCGAUCGACUGCGCAAGUCAAUAAUGUCUGUCGAUACUACCUACAAGGAAAAUGUAAUUAUGACAAUCGUUGCAGAUAUGAUCACGUUCGACCAAAAGCCCAAACAUCUACUAAUACGUUUCAAUUUAAUUCGAUGCAUUCUCAUCUCCCAAUACAACACAAUAUUAUUACAAAUCAAUCAUAUCCUGUCAACAAUGGAGUAUCACUGAGCUAUGCAAGUAUUUGUCGUGUUAAUAAUGAUAAUAUCGAAUCAUCCCAUAUAAGUCAACCAAUAUCUUCAUUACAUAAUGGCACAUUUUCACUUCAGUCUCUUUGUCCAUAUGCUGAAAAAGAUGGUGUAUGUGAAGCAUUGGAAACAGGACGAUAUUGUCCAUAUAUUCAUGGUGAUGUAUGUGAUCUAUGUGAAAUGCCAGCAUUACAUCCAACAAAUGAAAAACAACGAGAACAGCACCGAUUGGAAUGCUUACAAAAACAUGAAGCUGAAUGUGAAGAAGCAUUUGCUAUUCAACGUAGCGAAGAUAAGAAAUGUGGUGUUUGUCUCGAAACAGUAUGGGAUAGAGAUGGAGAUAAACGUUUUGGCAUAUUAGAAAAUUGUGACCAUAUCUUUUGUUUGGAAUGUAUAAGAAAAUGGCGGGCAUCAUCUAAUUAUGAGCAUAAAGUUGUUAAAGCUUGUCCAGAAUGUCGAGUAAAAUCAGAUUUUAUCACACCGACGAAAUACUGGCCAGAAAAUGAACAAGCUAAACAAGAAGUAAUCAAAGCGUAUAAAGAAAAUCUUCAACAAAUUCACUGCAAAUUUUUCAAACGUGGCGAUGGUCUUUGUCCAUUUGGUUCGAAAUGUUUUUAUUUACAUGUUGAUAAAAAUGGUCAGCCUGUCCAACUUGGCCCACCACGUCGUCGCCAACGUAUGAAUGCUCGUGGAGAAUUAGAAAAUUUUUCCGAUGUUUUCAUGCUAAGUAUCCUUUCGAAUGAAGAUUUUGGUCGACUCUUUGAGGAAUAUGAUUUCCUAUUUGAUGAUGAUGAUGAUGAUGAUGAAUCACAUGGUUCAUAUUUUACUGAUGACGAUGAUUUUCGUUUGGCUGAUGAACAUGAUGUAUCUGACGACGAUGAUGACGACGAAGAUGAUGAUGAAAACGACGAUGAUACAAAUCGCAUAUGGCAUUAA
Rotaria socialis is the source of this 1269-nucleotide messenger RNA. NCBI's taxonomy places the organism in Eukaryota, Metazoa, Rotifera, Eurotatoria, Philodinida, Philodinidae. The record is from the annotation of a GenBank genome assembly.